AUGACAAACCAACAACAAGAUGGUGGAGUAAUUAACACCACCUUCUCAUCACCUCCAAACCAACAGUUUCGUAUAAAUUCACCACCUUCUCUCACUAACCUGACAAGUCAAACUUCAUCUCAAGACACAAUGCUUGCUGACUCACCAACCAAGAUCAAUAACAGUUCUCUUAAUAGAAGAGAGUCCUCCACUCAAAAAUCUACAACUAAAAGUUUACCAUCCUCAUCCAAAACUCCAAGAAGCUCCUCAGUUACAGGUUUCCAUUCGAGAAACUUUCGUAUAUAUACAUGCUGUGGUAUUCUAGAGCUGAAUUGCUUGAAAAUGACAAGUUUCCUUGCCUUGAUCGUUAGUUUAUUUGCUUUUGCAUCCUUGAUUGUGAUCAUUAGUGUAAACUAUUCGAUUGUUGCAGGUUUCAAAGCAACAUUAGCAAAUUUAGACACUGACGGAACUUAUUACAGAGAAUUAAUGAAGUUAUCUGCACGUGCUGCAGUCACAGCUGAAUAUAACAGAACAUUGUCAUUGGAAUAUGUCAAUUUGUACAAUAAUUAUUACUAUUUAUACUAUGUAGAUUUAAACGCAACCAUUGCAAAUGUUCCUGCUUCAGUGCUGUAUUGGAAUCAACACAACAUGUUGAGAGACGAUGUCAAAUCCAGAAGAGCUGUCAAGAUGGAAAUCACCAUGAUGGUUCAAGUGACAAGUGGCAACUAUUCUGCAGCUUUACAAACUCUCGAUUCAGCUCAAUACAAAGAUUUAUUAACAGGUUACCAGGAAGAAGUUCAAAGUAUCUUUGAUUAUGCCGAUAACAUGAAAGAACAAAGUGCAAAUCUCGAUUUGGCAACCACAACUGCUGCACUGAUCAUAGCCUGCACUUCCAUUGUAAUUGUGGUUCCUGUUCUGAUUGUGUUUAUUGUGUUGAGUGUCAAGAAAGAUAAUUCGAAAGAGAAACAAUUGAGACAAGUGAAGAAAUACAUGAUUAUGGACACGAUUAAUGAUCCUUCAGUGGUGGAAAAGUUUAAAGAUUUUUGCAAACAAGAGAGAAGUGAAGAGAAUUUUGCAUUAUUGGAAAAGAUUAACGAAUAUAAGAAAUUGUGUGAAAGAAGUUUCGAUAUUCAGGUUUUCUUAUUCGAUACUGAUGUUUUGAGUAGUUCAGAUCAAUUUUCUGAGAUGACUUCGUCGAAAGAAGAACAAAGCAAAAAGGGAUAUACUGAAAAGGAUUUAUUGGAAAUUGAAAAGAAGAAAUUCGAAAUUGCAUUCGAAAUUUAUUCAGAAUUUUUGGAUGUUCGUGGUGAUCGUUCAGUGAAUAUCAGUAAGGCAUUUGCUGAUAAUGUGAAACAACACUUGGAUUAUUUCGCAAAGGGAGAAAACGAAUCCAUUCCAGAAAGUUUAUUCGAAAGUAUUGAAUACGAAAUGUGUGUCUUGAUGAUGGACACUCACCACAGAUUCAAACAACACUUGGAAUUGCAAAUGAAAGAAAAGAAACAAAUCUUGUCUUCUCUCAAGAAAUCCAAAAAGUAA
Messenger RNA from Naegleria gruberi, 1515 nucleotides. RefSeq lists its product as uncharacterized. Bases 1 to 1515 code for a protein of 504 amino acids. The transcript has 2 exons. The record is from RefSeq and is a predicted model, not a curated record. NCBI's taxonomy places the organism in Eukaryota, Heterolobosea, Eutetramitea, Acrasida, Naegleriidae.